Micropterus salmoides (largemouth bass) is the source of this 3156-nucleotide messenger RNA. Its product is annotated as alpha-actinin-3. The record is from RefSeq and is a predicted model, not a curated record. Lineage: Eukaryota; Metazoa; Chordata; Actinopteri; Centrarchiformes; Centrarchidae. Gene Ontology annotation, cellular component: plasma membrane; Z disc; cell junction. Gene Ontology annotation, molecular function: actin filament binding; calcium ion binding. Gene Ontology annotation, biological process: muscle cell development; actin cytoskeleton organization.
ACCUUCACAGCUUGGUGUAACUCCCACUUGAGGAAGGCCGGGACACAGAUUGAGAACAUUGAAGAAGAUUUCAGAAAUGGCCUCAAACUUAUGCUGCUGCUGGAGGUCAUAUCAGGCGAGAGGCUGCCCAAACCCGACAAAGGCAAGAUGCGUUUCCACAAGAUCGCCAACGUGAACAAAGCUCUUGACUUCAUCUGCAGCAAGGGGGUCAAACUGGUGUCUAUUGGUGCUGAGGAAAUUGUUGACGGGAACGCGAAGAUGACCCUUGGUAUGAUCUGGACCAUCAUCCUGCGCUUCGCCAUCCAGGACAUCUCUGUGGAAGAGACCUCUGCUAAGGAGGGUCUGCUGCUGUGGUGCCAGAGGAAGACUGCCCCCUACAGGAACGUCAACGUGCAGAACUUCCACAUCAGUUGGAAGGAUGGCCUGGCUCUGUGCGCCCUCAUCCACAGACACAGACCUGACCUCAUUGACUACUCCAAACUGAGAAAGGAUGACCCCAUUGGCAAUCUGAACACUGCCUUCGAGGUGGCUGAGAAGUUCCUGGACAUCCCCAAGAUGCUUGACGCUGAAGAUAUUGUGAACACACCCAAACCUGAUGAGAAGGCCAUCAUGACCUAUGUGUCCUGCUUCUACCACGCCUUCGCUGGCGCUGAGCAGGCUGAGACAGCUGCCAACCGUAUCUGCAAGGUGCUGGCCGUCAACCAGGAGAAUGAGAAACUGAUGGAGGAGUACGAGAAGCUGGCCAGUGAGCUGCUGGAGUGGAUCCGCCGCACCAUCCCCUGGCUGGAGAACCGCGUGGCGGAGCAGACCAUGCGCGCCAUGCAGCAGAAGCUGGAGGACUUCCGCGACUACCGCCGCAUCCACAAGCCGCCCCGCGUGCAGGAAAAAUGCCAGUUGGAGAUCAACUUCAACACCCUGCAGACCAAGCUGAGGCUCAGCAACAGGCCCGCCUUCAUGCCCUCCGAGGGCAAGAUGGUGUCGGAUAUUGCCAAUGCCUGGAAGGGUCUGGAGCAGGUGGAGAAAGGCUACGAGGAGUGGCUGCUGACAGAGAUCCGCCGCCUGGAGAGACUCGAUCACCUGGCUGAGAAGUUCAAGCAGAAGUGCGCUAUGCACGAGUCCUGGACUGGAGGUAAGGAGGAACUGCUGUCCCAGAAGGACUACGAGUCAGCCUCUCUGAUGGAGAUCAGAGCUCUGAUGAGGAAGCACGAGGCAUUCGAGAGCGACCUCGCCGCUCACCAGGACAGAGUGGAGCAGAUCGCUGCCAUCGCCCAGGAGCUGAAUGAGCUGGACUACCACGAUGCUGCCACAGUCAACACCCGCUGCCAGGGCAUCUGUGACCAGUGGGACAACCUGGGUACCCUCACCCAGAAGAGGAGGGACUCCCUGGAGCGUGUGGAGAAGCUGUGGGAGACUAUUGACCAGCUGUACCUGGAGUUUGCCAAGAGGGCGGCACCCUUCAACAACUGGAUGGACGGAGCCAUGGAGGACCUGCAGGACAUGUUCAUUGUCCACAGCAUUGAGGAGAUCCAGAGUCUGAUCACGGCUCACGACCAGUUCAAGGCCACUCUGCCCGAGGCCGACAAGGAGCGCAUGGCCACCCUGGGCAUCCACAACGAGAUCCUGAAGAUCGCCCAGACCUACGGCAUCAAGCUGUCCGGAGUCAACCCUUACACCACCCUCUCCCCCCAGGACAUCAGCACUAAGUGGGACACCGUGAAGCACUUUGUUCCCCUCAGAGACCAAAUGCUCCAGGAGGAGGUGGCCAGACAGCAGGCCAACGAGAGACUGAGGCGCCAGUUUGCUGCCCAGGCCAACAUCAUCGGACCCUGGAUUCAAACCAAGAUGGAGGAGAUCAGCCACGUGUCUGUGGACAUUGCCGGCUCCCUGGAGGAACAGAUGAACAGCCUGAAACAGUACGAGCAGAACAUCAUCAACUACAAAUCCAACAUCGACAAGCUGGAGGGAGACCACCAACUCAGCCAGGAGUCCCUCAUCUUCGACAACAAGCACACCAACUACACCAUGGAGCACAUCCGCGUGGGCUGGGAGCAGCUGCUCACCACCAUCGCCAGAACCAUCAACGAGGUGGAGAACCAGAUCCUGACCCGCGACGCCAAGGGCAUCAGCCAGGAGCAGCUCAACGAGUUCAGGGCCUCCUUCAACCACUUCGACAGGAAGAGAAACGGCAUGAUGGACCCAGACGACUUCCGUGCCUGUCUCAUCUCCAUGGGUUACGAUCUGGGUGAGGUGGAGUUUGCUCGCAUUAUGACCCUGGUGGACCCCAACAACACGGGCGUGGUGACCUUCCAGGCCUUCAUCGACUUCAUGACCCGCGAGACCGCCGAGACUGACACCGCAGAACAGGUCAUGGCCUCCUUCAAGAUUCUGGCCUCAGACAAGAAUUACAUCACAGUGGAGGAGCUGCGCAGGGAGCUGCCGCCCGAGCAGGCCGAGUACUGCAUCAGCCGCAUGACCAGGUACAUCGGAGCCGACGGCCCCGCCGGUGCCCUGGACUACAUCUCCUUCUCCAGCGCGCUCUACGGAGAGAGCGACUUAUAAACACAGCCGCCUCUCUUCUUCCCCUUCUUCCCAGCUCCCGCCAUUUCUCCUAUGUGGAGAGAGUGAUUUAAACCCCCUUCCACUGUCCUCCUAUAUUCUUUGUUCUUAUCAUUUUUUCCUCUUUCAAAAUCUUAACUUCUCUUUCCCUUCUCCCAACUUCUACCACCCCCCCCCCCAAAAAAAAGAAACACUGCCCGAGAGGGUGAGAGUAGAAGGCUUUGCUCUUAGAAGCUAUGUUUGGACGGGCCAGCUUGUCCCUCAUUACUGCUAGAGUGCCUUUAAAAAACCAGGACGAGGCAGGUAUUGCACUGAACUUAUGUAAGCUUCAUACAUAUAACAUAUCGGCCUUUAGGAGACAUUAAACAGAAAGUGGUAAUGAGGGAGAGGAAAAAAAUGUGAGUUAUUUUGAGCAAAGCCUCGCGCUCUCCCUCUCUGACUUUUUUUGUAGAAGGGUAAUUAAAGAAGAAACGUGAUAAAAAGCUGGUUGGUCAGUUGGCUUGGUUGGUUGUGUAUUUGUGCAGAUGCAUGCUAUGUUGAAGUUUAGAAACGCUGUCUUUGUGAGUCUCUGACUCUUCCUUAAACAUACAAAAAAAAAAA